AUGAGCUCUUCCGGGGCCCAGGCCAGACCCGUCCUGGUCUUUUACCACAUCCCCGGUGAUGGCGACGAGGCGGAGAUGCCCAAUGCCUUCCCGGUGCUUUUGCCGGAGGGCAAGAUCAUGUUGAAGGAUGUGCGCAGCAAAUUCCCCCUGCCUGGGACGUACCACUUCCGCUUCAAGAUGCGCUGGGGCCCGGAGCCGCUGCAAGUGGCCUGGAUGGACGUGACCAACGAGAGCGCGGCGGUGCCCUACUUCGACGGCAAGGUGGUCGCCAAGGUGGUGCGAGUUAGCUGGGAUGCGCAGGCAGCCCCGAGCGCCAAUGGAACUGCCAAGGCGCCGGCUGCUGCCAAGGCAGCUGAUGUGCUUUCCUUCGACAGCCCAGCUGUGACACCCGCGGCGCCUCCCGCCCAGGCUCCCAAAGACGACUUCGACAUGCUCUUCAGCUGA
Messenger RNA from Effrenium voratum, 444 nucleotides. The record is from the annotation of a GenBank genome assembly. NCBI's taxonomy places the organism in Eukaryota, Dinophyceae, Suessiales, Symbiodiniaceae.